GAAUAAAUACAAAUUUAGAAUUGAUUUCUUUUAUUUUCAAUAAUAAGGAUAAAAAAAUAUAUGUAAUUAUUACUACUUUUCUUACAUAAGAUAAUUUGUCGUGAUUAUCUGGAGGAAGUCAAUGGAUUGGAGAAUACAGCUUGAAACAUUUUAUUUAAUUAUACAUUAAUGUAUAUUUUUUUUUAAAUUUCAAACUAAGUAAAGUUUAUCUUUCCGGUUGUAUUCCUAGUCUUAUACUUUCCAUUCAUUCAAUAUUUAGGGAGGACAUAUUGAGAAAGCUGUAGACUGGCUUCUAAGGCUUCCGACUGAUGAUGAUACAAUGACAAGAACAGAACCAGCAUUAUCCGAAGCACAAGUGAAUCCACAAUGUGAAGAACAAACAUCUGUGAUACCAAGUCAUGAGUCAGAAAGGAAAUUAACGUCAGUUGGAUUUACCAAAGAACAAGCAAUAGGCGCUUUGAAAUACACCAACGGAAAUGAAGAGGAAGCUGUAAAUUUACUUCUUAGUUCUGUCAAGGAUUAUGACAUGGAACAAAUGAAAGCGGCAAUGACCGAAGUUGAAGAAGAAAUAAAAGAUUCAGAUGAAGAAAGAGGUCAUGAAUUUUCAGCGUCAACUACAAACUUCCCGUCAGGAAGCACAGAUGAAACUAUCAUCGAUACUGAAAGUAGGGGAAAUAUCGAAAAUGACAUAAUAAACCGACUAAAAAAUGAUGGUGUGAUUGCCACUGCAAAAUUUCUGAUGGUGGAAGCAACGAAAUGGAAAAGAGCGAGAGUAAAGUUUGCAGUUGCUGGCCAAAGUUCUGCAGGAAAAUCUUCAUUUAUAAAUGCGAUCAGAGGUGUUGAUUAUAGAGACAAAGGGUAUGCGAAGGAAGGUUUUGGAGACACAACACUGGAGGUUAAAGCAUAUGUACAUCCUACUUUUAAGCAAAUAGUAUACUUCGACGUACCAGGAUAUGGCACUACAACCAUAACAAGAAAGAAAUUUCUUGAAAAAGUCAAAAUAUUAGAGUACGAUAUGUUUAUAAUUUUUUUUGUAAGUGUUCCAACACCCGAAGAUGAAUGGUUGGUUGGACAGCUACAAAAAGCAAAAAUACCGUUCUGCUUUGUGAGAACAAAACUUGAUAUAGACAUAGAAAAUGGUAAACGAAUGGGUAAAAAUGAAGAGACAGUUCUUAAAGAUAUCAUGGAUACCAUUACCAGAGCAACAGAAAGCAUGCCAGUUUUAAAUGAUGAGCAAGUAUUUAUCAUUUCAAAUUCAAAACAAUCUGUAGGCGACAUGUGCAAAUUAAUUAAAUUCAUGCAACAAAAAGUAACAACGGUAAAGUUUGAAGCAAUUCUGUUUUCGAUUCCUGCUUUUACGGAGGAAAUUAUUCAGAAAAAAUACCAGGAUUUAAUAGACAGACUUCCCCGUGUGGCAUUUUUACAUGCAAUGUAUUUCAACUAUAUUCAUUCAUCAUUAUGGCAAGACCAGUACAACGAGUUCAACUAUGACUGUAAUAUACGAAAUGAAAUUACAAUGUAUUUUAGAGUAUUUGAACUAGACAGCAUAUGCUCAAAAGAUGUCCCAGGUUUAAAACACAACUUCUCUGACGAACAUAUUAUAAAACUUUUAAAGGAUUUUCAGGAAGUAAUGCCAGGACUUGGUGUACAGUUAGUGCCGAUUUAUUCUGUGAUUAAGAAGUACAGAGUUUGCAAGAAGUACCUGACAAGCCUGUUGGACGAACUCAAAAUGGAUUCUUACACAAUGUAUAUGUACAUUACAAAACAAUUAUAAGAACUAUAUUCGGGUUUUCUGAAAAUCCUGUUAAGUUCAACGAGUUUCAUUACUUUAAAUCUUUAAGCAGACAACAUAUAGAAAGAAACGAAUUUGGAAAUAAUAGGAAACGAACAAUAUUAGUCAUAAGUAGAAUAUCGUUUUCAAUUGUAAAUCGACUACUACUAUAAUUCAUUUUGCAAUCACAUCGUGAGUGAAAUCAUUAUCUAUUUUAAAUCAUAAAUCAAAAAUCAAGUGAGGGACACUAGAUACGAGAUAUAUAAAACUUUUUUUGUUCAAUUGUAAAAGAAAGUGAAAUAGUGAAAUAAUAAUUCGCUUUUAGCAGCCAGUAUGCUUUAAUUGUGUCAAAUUAAGCUAUGAGACAUUGAUGAUAAAUUAUUCACUUGCAAGUAAAUAAUUCGACCUCGUUGAAUCCGUUUUCAUGUGAACUGAAAUUUAACCCCAUAGCCAGAUAUUGAUAAUGCAUGAAAUGUUCGUGUUCGGAUAUUUAAAAGAAAAGAAUGUUAACAUUGAAAGUGAAACAAAGAGAAAUCAUUUGAUUGACUGAUUCGAUCCACAAAAACUCAUUCUUAAACAGGUACAUGUAAAAACAAUUAUUAACAUACAUUUUUAAUCUAUAAUAUGAAAUAAAACAGACAUAGAAAAAUCCAAUUGCACGAGUUCGAUUUCUAUUUAUAUCUAUGUGUAUGUUUAUAUCACGUACAUGACCAUCGGAGGUGUUUGCAGGUCAACUCGAUAGUUAAUUAGAUGGCGUCAAGACUAAAAUACACACGAAACGAAGCUACAUAUUAUCGAGCCCAUGCCCUGUAAAUUGUUUAUAGUAGACUUUUUAUUAUUUGAAUAAAUGUUUUACAUGGUUAUUAAUCAAAUACGAGAAUUUGAAUAAAGUCAGUGAACAUGAAUUCUACAACUAGUGCCCCUUUAAAGAUAUUUUCAUUGAUUGUCUAUUUAAUCUAAAAUGGUCGGAACUGAUUGUAUCUAUGCUGUUCAUAUCUAUAAUAACACGAAAAAGGCAUUGG
Molecule: messenger RNA, 2793 nt
Organism: Mytilus californianus (California mussel)
Lineage: Eukaryota; Metazoa; Mollusca; Bivalvia; Mytilida; Mytilidae
Product: interferon-inducible GTPase 1-like
Exons: 5
Coding region: 320-1774 (484 amino acids)
Cellular component (GO): membrane
Molecular function (GO): GTP binding; protein binding; GTPase activity
Source: RefSeq, a predicted model, not a curated record